Messenger RNA from Mugil cephalus (flathead mullet), 7896 nucleotides. It is a transcript of the gene zbtb47b, whose product is annotated as zinc finger and BTB domain containing 47b. Gene Ontology annotation, molecular function: RNA polymerase II cis-regulatory region sequence-specific DNA binding; DNA-binding transcription factor activity, RNA polymerase II-specific; protein binding. NCBI's taxonomy places the organism in Eukaryota, Metazoa, Chordata, Actinopteri, Mugiliformes, Mugilidae. Gene Ontology annotation, cellular component: nucleus. The record is from RefSeq and is a predicted model, not a curated record. The transcript has 6 exons. Gene Ontology annotation, biological process: regulation of transcription by RNA polymerase II. The coding region runs from base 242 to 2509 and encodes 755 amino acids.
CCGUCUGACAAAAAGCCCAUAUGAUCCCCGAGCUCCAAUCACCAAUUCCUUCUGCAAAAGCAGCCUCUGCAUUUUUUUUUUGUCUGGCUGAAUGCUACAGCAGCACGGGGGGAAAAAGAUUGAGGAUAAGGCAAAAACUGAAGAAAUGUGACAAUUCAACGCUCAUUUUCAUGGCGAAGGGAAAACUGGUGCGAAAGGAGUUAUUCUGGGACUCCUUUGAGCCUCGAAACGCUGGAUCAAAAUGCUCAUAGUGGAGAAGACCACAGACUUCCCCUCUGCUGAGUUCUCUCUGGUGGAGGAUGUGGCUCUGCACUUCACCUGUUUGAUGGACAGGCUGAACGAGCAGCGCCUCUUCCAGCCUGACCUGUGCGACGUUGACAUCGUUCUGGUGCGUCAGCACAGCACGUUCCCGGCGCACAAGGGCGUGCUGGCUGCCUACAGCCCUUUCUUCCACUCCCUCUUCGCCCAAAGCAAACAGCUGCGGCGGGUGGACCUGUCCCUCGAUGCCCUGACCUCUCAAGGCCUGCAGCAAAUCCUCAACUUCAUUUACACCUCCAAACUGCUGGUGAGCAGCCGCACCGUCCGCGACGUGCUCAACGCCGCUACCUUGCUUCAGAUGAGCGACAUCGCGGCCUCCUGUCGCGACCUCAUAAGCAGCCACUCGCUGAGAACCACCUGCGCCGACAUGGCCAAUCACGAAGGGCUCGGCGGCAGUGACCCAGCUGCUGUAGCGAUGCCCCCCGGCCAGCUGUACCGGGAGAUCAAACAGGAGUCGGAGCUGGGCAGGGUGUACACCAGAGAAGGCAGCAGCCCCUUCUCUGUCAGCGUGGAGGAAGCGGGCAAGACGGCGCCUCAGGCGAAGCAGUACUACCAGAAGGAGGAGGGUUCGGGGGGCGGGGGCGGCACAGGUGUGGCCGCCCUGUGCAAAGUGGAGGGCAACGGUGAGGAGUCCAAGACGACAGAUGGUCACGCCUCCUUCAACAGAAACCAGAUCAUCGUUGAAGUCAACCUCAACAACCAGACCCUCAACGUGUCAAAGGGGUCGGAGGGAAAAGCGGCCACCGGCGCCGAGGCCGCCGCCAUGUUCGGCCGCUGCCGCGACGACGAGCAAGACUCGGAGGGCGACGAGGAGAACGAGGCGGAGAACGACAACGCAGCCGAGGAGGACGAUGACGACGAGGACCUGAAGAGGAGCGACAUACUGGGGCGCAGCAGCGACGAGGAAGACGAGGAGGAGGAGGACGAGGAGGAGGAGGAGGAGAACACCCUUAACAUUCCAGGCUUGGAGCAGCCGGCCAUGGUGGAUCGGCCGCGCCGGGGCACCAGGGCCCUGUCCGUGGCGGGAACCACCGCCUCCAUGCGACAGACUCUCUCAGAGGCCACGCUGGCCAACCAGCGGCAGGGCGGGAAGAGGACGCUGGAGGCGGAGGGCCCGGGCCAGAAGGUGAGGCUGGAGGAGAAGCAGCACUUCCCGUGCAAGAAGUGCCCCCGCAUCUUCAACAACCGCUGGUACCUGGAGAAGCACAUGAACGUCACCCACAACCGCAUGCAGAUCUGCAACAACUGCGGGAAGCGCUUCCUGCUGGAGAGCGAGCUGCUGCUGCACCAACAGACCGACUGUGAGAAGAGCAUCCAGUGCGUUACUUGUGGCAAGGCCUUCAAGAAGCUGUGGUCGCUGCAUGAGCACAACAAGAUCGUGCACGGCUACGCCGAGAAGAAGUUCUCCUGCGAGAUCUGCGAGAAGAAGUUUUACACCAUGGCUCACGUCAGGAAGCACAUGGUCGCCCAUACGAAGGACAUGCCGUUCACCUGUGAGACGUGUGGGAAGUCCUUCAAGCGCAGCAUGUCCCUGAAGGUUCACUCUCUGCAGCACUCGGGAGAGAAACCCUUCAAGUGUGAGAACUGCAGCGAGCGAUUCCAGUACAAAUACCAGCUGCGCUCCCACAUGAGCAUCCACAUCGGACACAAGCAGUUCAUGUGCCAGUGGUGCGGGAAGGACUUCAACAUGAAACAGUACUUCGACGAGCACAUGAAGACGCACACCGGAGAGAAGCCGUACAUCUGUGAGAUCUGCGGGAAGAGCUUCACGAGCCGACCCAACAUGAAGCGCCACCGCCGCACCCACACCGGGGAGAAGCCGUACCCGUGCGAGGUGUGCGGCCAGCGCUUCCGGUUCUCCAACAUGCUCAAGGCCCACAGGGAGAAGUGCUUCCGCGUCAGCAACCCCAUGGUCGCCGACGGCAGCGACCCCCUCGGCCUGGACCGGCCGCUGGCGCCCCCCCCCGCCGCCGCCGCUGCCGCCGUGGACUCUUCCGGUCAGGCGCAGCUGGGGACGGCGCACCCCGCCACAUCUGUGACCACGCCCGCCGCUGCCUCCAGCCCCCACCCGCUCCACGGCACCCAGCUGUCUCUCCCCCUGCUGCACUCCAUGGGGGGGCUGCCUCCCACUCCGCAUUUACCCCCACCGCCUCCCCUGUUCUCUGCUGGUAGGAUGAACUCCAACAACUAACGAAAUCUCUGUAGCAUUCAAAGCACUUUGUUACUUCUUCUUCUUUUUUUUUUCUUUCUUUUUCUUUGAGCUUUUAAGAGGACUCCUGCAGCGGGAGAGUGAUAAGACCUCGGUGACAUUUCCACUGAAGGGGAAAAAAAAACUGAAAAAACACGCUACACGGAGGCCUCCUGAAAAAAAAAAAAACAAAGAAAAAAAAACACACACAUACACCUACCACAAUAAGAAAGAAUUAUUUUUUACUCUGUUGAAUACAAUAGAUAACCUCAGAGUCCAGUAGGACGUGUCGUGAUCACUCUUCUACUCAUGAAUUUCACAACUCUUCCCCCGGGUUUUCAUUUGAGAUUUUCCAACUUCCCCCAAGCAUCUCUCCAGAGCCUUGCACAACGCGUUGAUUGUAGCGACUUUUUACAAAGUGGGAGUGUUCCUAAAAACCUUCACUCACGUCAGUCAGGGGUCAUCAGUUGAACCACACCACGUUGAGAAGAUCCACUUCUUCUCCGCCAAGAUGUAGCGAGUGGUUCUGGCCUGACCCCAGCAAUAACCAAAUGCUGAUUUGUCUUCGAGCUUAUUACGUGUGUACGGCGUCGCCAAUAACCAAAUCCUGUUAGCUCACCCGCUUCUAGCUAGACGUCCUUAUACAGCAUUUAUAAUCGAUCCUGCACCUUACAUUUAACUCCAGUGAUAUUUAAAGUGUACUCCUAACCGUCUUCAUUUUUUUUUAUAAUAUGUGAUCGUGUGUGAUUCGUGGCACGUUACGUCGGUUUUCUGUGGACACAGGAGAAGUUGCGAUGCGUGGGGAGGCAGUGCGUUGUGUUUGUGACGGUGUGCGUGUGAGAUGCGAGGCAAGAGACCGGAUCUGAGAAUCCUCAAAUCUUAUGUUCAGCUAAGCUUGAGCUCCCCCUAACCCCACCCAAACCCCACCCCCCCCCGAGUCGGGAGAUGGAGAAAUUUGUCGCCCCUCAUCUUUUGCUUACAUUAAGCAAAGCGCGCUCCUCUCCUGCAGAUCUGGCUUUGUGACGAUACGGCACUUUUUCUGUGACUUGUUAGUAAAACCUAAUGUACUCCGACCUACAGUAUAUUUGUAGGUUUAAAUCUAAUGUUAUUGUUAACGUUAUUGCUUUUUUUUUUUUUUUGCUUUUUUUUUUGUUCUGACUAAACUGAAACUGUGUGAUUAGUCUCGCAGAGUAUUAUACGAGUGUAGGAAUAUCAAACUUAAGUAGCUGAAUUACAUGGGCACAUUUCAUCUUGAAAAGGUGGAACCCAUAUUGUGAAAUAUGGCUAAAUAGUAAAAUCUAACCAAAUCUCUUAAAGAGCAAUGACAGUGAUUACUUUUGGCACAACGGAACUUGUUACUAAAAAGGCACCUUACUGUUAUAUCACUGUUUAAAUGUGAUUUCUUUUUCUUUUUUUUGUUGUUGUUGUUAUUGUUCAAACGAUUAUCUGUAGCAGACUAUUUCAAUAAGUGUUGAUAAAAGCGUUUGUCAUAAAUCUACAAGAGUAGAUCUGGAAGAAAAAAAAUACAUAAUCAAAGCUCUGUUAGGAAAAAUCUCUCAUUUCUGGAAAUGUGCUUAUUUGCCUUCUUAUCGAGAGUUAAGGAGAAAAUUGAUGCCGCUCCAAUUAAAUAUGAACACACAUGUUGUCUGCAAACGGACUGGGAGUAGUGAACCAGGUUCAGAAAGAAAAUAAUUCUUGCACGAAUUAAAUAAGCAAGAAAAAGCUAAUUAUGCUGAGUUUACGCAACACAACUUUAGGCCCAAUUUAUCAGUGACUGAAUUUGGAGAUCGCCUACGAAAAGAGCAAUGGUCACUCAAAGGCGUCUUUAAAAGACAUAAUCUGAGAGUUGUGACGCAGACCAGAGAUAUUCAGUAGGUUCAAACUCUAAUACACCGUAGAGUCCAAAUUAUGAAUGUAGUGAAAUAUGUUCAGCAGGGACAACCUACAGCCAAUGAACCGAGGUAAAACGGCAUCUUUAGGCCCUCUUUCAUCAUUCUUUCCUCGCGACACUUUCCAUUUUAUUACCUGUGCACCAAUACACUGACAGCCACAACAUUAACAACAUUGGCACAAGGACAUUGGUAGUGGGAGCCUCUGAGGAUCAGACUUAUUCCAGUGCAUCCUGCAGAUGUUCGGUGAUGGGAUUUUUAGCUGUUUUUGUAGUGUGGGAGGUCCAAAUGUCCUGCUGCCAUAAAGGAGUGUUUAGGUGGGUGGUAUCAGUUUAAAUAAACAUCCACAUGAAUCCUUCACCAAAGGUUUUGUCAGCUGAAAGUUGCAUUGUAACCCAGUGUUAUUCAUUUCCCCUGUAAGUGGUUCUAAUAAUGUGGCUGAUCAGUGCAACUUGGAUUUGUAGCCUCUUGUGGCCAAUGAGAGAAACUUCCCUUAACUUGACGAAGACACAAAGUUGUGUAAUAUGGGAAUAUGUUUAGUGUGUAGAAUUAUUUUAGAGGUGACGAUAGAUGGAGCGUAACUGCCCCCACUUCCUGCUGCUUACCAGUCGUCAUGCUAAGCUAAGCUAACCGGCUUUAUACUGAACAAAUACCAACUAAAAAUAUCAAUCUUCUCCUUCAACUCCGCACGCGACGGCAGAUAAGAAAUUCCUCUCUUGCAUUUCAACCGGUUUCGUCUCGGAUGAAGAGUCUCUGUGCACUAUCGACGCGCUCCAGCUCACUUUAUCUCUGUGUACUUGUAGUGUAGCAUUAACCUGUAAAUACUGUUAAGACGUGUUUCUCCCUCGUGAUUAAUUCCUCAUGUUUACAUUUGGAGAGUCAGCUGAAUGUCCCCCCUCCCGCCCCCCGAAAUGUGUCUUGGCUGGUACUACGGAAAGUUUGUGGAUAUGCUUUUUGUAAAUGUAACAGGCUGUUAAUUGUUUUAUUUAAAAGACGGAUUUAAGCACCUUUCGUGUAGUCUUACGUCUAAGCUUGCCCAAGAUAUUGUACUCGACUGCCACGGCCACGUCUAAACUUAUUUAAUUGCGGUACAUUUCUCUUUCUUUCUUUUCUUCUUUUUUUUUUUUUUUUUUCAAUGUGUCAGACACAUGUUUUGUAGUUUGAUUUGCUGCUUUUGUACAGGGUCCAGUUUGAGACUGCCCUUUAAAUGAAACAUGUAGAGCUGUUGGAUUGUAUUGUCAUUGAAAUUAAAUCCAAUUUAGUCUUACUGGCCUGUGACCUCCGAGGUUGAAAACGGGCUAUAAUGAGGAGGUAAUUGCCAAAAUUGUCAAAGGACUUGAACAUAAUGGCAUUUCUCUUAGUUAAAUGUGCAAAAUGUCUAUUGAUGUAGCACUAUACUAUAAUAAAUGACAAAAAAUUGCACAAUGCAAAAAAAACAAAAAACACACACGAGGCACCUGAAGUCUGAAAUGCUACACUAAUAAGAGAUGGUCCCUUAAAAAAAAGUACUUUAUCAUUCAUAGAGUGUCUCUAGUUGUCACGGCUAAGCCCAUAGCAGCCUGGAAACGAGAAAAAGCUAAAUAAAUUCCGCCUCCCUGUUGCGAGAAGCACUAACCUGACAGACAAUACUGAGAUACUGUGUUGGUAAUUUGUGUAUUUGCCUUAUAAAUGGAGAGAUUUGAAUGUGUUUUGUGUGUCGUGGGUAGUGAUAGUAGCUGGUGGUGAGAGGUGGCAGGAGGAAUAGUAGUGAACGCUACUGAUUUAUGCACUUUGAAUUAGUUUGCCACACUGGCCCCGCAAAUGGGGCCGUGAAGAUAUACAAGGUGAAAAUAUAUGGCGGAGAUGAAGUGUACUGAAAGAAAAAUUAUGUCCGUAAGAUUAAAUAUUUACAGAAAAAAAGGAAAGAAAAAAAAACGUAAUCCAAAGGUAUUUUUUAUGGUUUUUAAUGUACCACACACAGAUAUCGGCUGUGUUUACAUGGACAAAUAAAAAGGAAUAAAAGCCCAGUUAAAGAGUUAAAAAACAUCAGCCUGGUGUUUGUGGAGAGUAGAUUUUGGAGGUGGCAAAACAACGACUUGUUCAAACAAAUGUGAAAAAAUGAACAAAGCUGGCAUCGGUGUGAGCAGUGUUGCUGCAAAGGUGGUUCUUUGUGGGUCUGUCUUCUUGUUGUUAUUAUUCUGGGAGAGUGAAGCACAUGCCACAAACGUUACAUUUUAAACACGGAUAAUUUCAUUAAAGUUAUGUAAACAGUUCAGUUGUAAUCUGGUUAAAACCAUUUUAAUCAGAUUUAAGAAGUAUCGUCCAUGUAAACAUAGCCACCGACACUCGUUUAAAACUGCAGUAAAUUUCUGUGCAAUUUGCUUAAAAGUGAGUUUCGUAACUUGCAGAGGCGUCAGACCGGAGCCCGCGCGGCGCUUUUUUGCAUCCCAGAAUAACUCGCUUGCUGUAAUGCGUUGCGCUGAGGGUAACUCGGCCGUGAGGAGUCAGUUGUGUGUGACUUAGAAGCUAAACUUGUGUUUCAGCCGGCCUGUUUUACACUGUCCCACUCUUUCACGAGCUAUCUGUGACUCCUCCCUGAGGGUGCGUUCAGAGCAGCUGCUGCUCCAUCAGUUUCACCUGGUUAGUUCUCUGAUCACCAACACAAUCAAGAGAGAAGCCACUUUGAGGUUUUUUUUUUUUUUUUGCAGUUUUUUUUUUUUUUGCAGUUUGCUCCUGAAGAAGGAGCUUUGACGUGAGACUGUUAAAUUUCAUGCUAGUGAAGGAAGGUGUCGGUUGCCAAAUUGAGUAAUGAGAAAGGUAUUAAUUCUAAGAGCACUUUACUUCAAUUCAGCUGUGGUAGGGUUUGAAGGCUGAUACAGUGGCAGCUAUUCAAAUCAAAUCUGCUGAUGGCACGUGGUUUUUUUUUAUAGCUUGGCAAAAGAUCAUAGGAAAUUACCCAAAUGCAGUUUCUGACAAAAAAAUGUGUCCUUGGCAGGUGUUCAGUCCUCUGAAACAGCAUUUGAACAAAAGGGACAUCAAAAGUGUUUGUUCAGGCCCUGCAAAAAUAAUUCCUGUUAAAUGUACCUGUUUGGAAACAGAUCAAGAGAUCUGCUCUGACUACGGGCUUCCAACCAGUGUAGUAUUAAUAUAAAUCAAACAAACCGCAUCACACCCUUCAUACUGGAAGUGAAUGACACUAGGCAGAUGAUUUUUUUUAUUUAAGGCCAAACGUAUCUACACACAUGUCUAAACUAUAGAUGUAUUAUUAGUUUUGAGCCCUCUUUACACACUAUGUUACAUGUGUAGCGCAGGACACGGUAACCGCAGAAUAUGGCUUUAAAACUCUAAAUCCAGCCUAGAAAGCAGAAUUUGUAUGUUAAUCCUCGUCUUGGAUUAUUCACUGAACCAGUCUUCCCUAAACCCAUCCGCAAAGACAAAACCCAUCUGUAGCAUUAUUAAAGCGACACUUCAUCCUGCUACACGAGUGAGUUCGUUCAAUGUCCCUGACAGCUGUCAAAUCCC